GUGGCUGGUUGGGCUGCUGGCUGCCUGCAAAGGGCAGAGAGAACAGACACCCACCCAGCUGCGAUGGCCUCUCCAGCUACAGCAGGGGACAUAGAAGAUGAAGCUAUUUGCUCCAUCUGCCUGGAGUAUCUGACAGAGCCGGUGACUAUCGUGUGUGGGCACAACUUCUGCCGAGCCUGCCUCAGCCAGUACUGUGCAGAAAAGAGAGCAGGGACACCCCUGACCUGUCCCCAGUGCAGAGCCCAGCUCCAGAAAAGGGAGUUCAGGCCCAACACCCAACUGAACAACAUUGUACAAAAGCUCAAACAACUGGGGUUAAAACCUGGAAAAGGGCAAAAGGAGGAACUGUGUGAGAGGCACCAGGAGGCUCUGAAACUCUUCUGCGAGGGGGAUCAAACUCUCAUCUGCGUGAUCUGCCGAGAGUCCCGAGCUCACCGCGCUCACACAGUGGUUCCCAUUGAGGAGGCUGCCCAGGAGUACAAGGAGAAACUCCAGGGAGUCCUGGGCCCUCUGAGGAAGGAGCUGGAAGAGGCCCUGGCUCUGACAUCUAAAGAGGAGAAGAAAACCACAGAGUGGCAGGGGAAAGUGAAGAAUAAGAGAGAGAUGAUUGCAGGUGAAUUUAACAAACUGCACACACUGCUGAGAGAGGAGGAGCAGAUGCUUCUGCAGAGCCUGGAGGAGGAGGAGAGGGAGACUCUGCAGAGGCUAAGUGAAAAUGUAACCAAACUCUCGCAGCAAAGCUCCUCUCUGCAGCAGCUGAUUGCAGAGAGAGAGGAGAAGUGUCAGCAACCGGUUGCUGAGCUGCUAAAGGAUGUGAAAAGCACAUUGAGCAGGAGUGAGAAUGUGAAACUCCAGGAACCAGAAGCUGUUUCUACUGACCUGAAGAACAUGUAUACAAUUUUCCUUGACAUGAGGGAAGUGCUGAAGAGAUUCAGAGGUGAAAAAGUUGCUAACGAGCUAAGGUGGUUUUUUGCCAAACUGUACCUUUUGGACGUGACUUUGGAUCCAGACACGGCAAAUCCCAAACUCAUCCUGUCUGAGGGCUUGGAUCGGAAACAUGUGAGAUACAGAGACAAACGACAGGAUCUGCCCAACAACCCUGAGAGAUUUGAUAACUAUCUCAUUGUCCUGGGUGCUGAGGGGCUCGGGGGCAGGAGGCGUUACUGGGAGGUGGAGGUGGGAGACAAGACAGGCUGGGACCUGGGGGUUUGUAGGGAAUCUGUGAGCAGGAAGGAGUGGGUCACACUCACACCUGAGGAUGGAUUCUGGGUUGUGGGGCUGUGGAAUGGGGAAUACAAGGCCCGUACCUCCCCACUGACCCCCCUCCCCGAAAGCGUCAGGCCCAGGCGGGUGGGGAUUUUCCUGGACUAUGAGGUGGGCGAGGUCUCGUUUUACAAUGUGACUGACAGGUCCCAUCUCUUCACUUUCACUGGCACCUUCUCCAGGAUGCUCCGCCCUUAUUUCAGUCCCUGGUUCAACGCUGGGGGUACAAACGCGGCUCCCCUGAUAAUCUGCCCGGUCCCAGCUCAGGCAGGAGGGAAUCUCUGUCCCUGA
This is a messenger RNA of Mauremys mutica (yellowpond turtle), 1554 nucleotides long. RefSeq names its product E3 ubiquitin-protein ligase TRIM39-like. Gene Ontology annotation, molecular function: protein binding; zinc ion binding. The record is from RefSeq and is a predicted model, not a curated record. Bases 64 to 1554 code for a protein of 496 amino acids. The transcript is spliced from 9 exons. NCBI's taxonomy places the organism in Eukaryota, Metazoa, Chordata, Testudines, Geoemydidae.